CUGAGUGUCUUGAAACCCCAAAUUCAAGGAGAAGGACUUAGAAACCUCCGCGGAGACGACGAACUUGAGCUGCCGCCUCCGCUUAACCCGCCGCUUCCUCCGUAUCUCCGACGAGCCAAUACCCGGCAGGUUCCCGCCACCAGCAUCUCCUUUAUGCAGCAGCAUCGCAUUCGAAGUAGCCGUAGGGGGAGGGGAGAGAAAGCAGCCUCCGAUGGCCGGAGGGGAGAAUCGGGUCAUAUCGGCGGUGGACGCGUGGCAAGAGCAGACGAAGAGGCCUGCCAUGAUGCCACCAUGUGGUACCGCGCUGCCAAGUAAGUGAACAAUUGGGUUUUGCUUGGGGAAGAAAAUGGGUGGUUGGGGAUUUUUUUAUAACAAAUUUUGGAUUUU
This is a messenger RNA of Linum tenue, 387 nucleotides long. The record is from the annotation of a GenBank genome assembly. NCBI's taxonomy places the organism in Eukaryota, Viridiplantae, Streptophyta, Magnoliopsida, Malpighiales, Linaceae.